AUGGCUUCUAAAAGUGAAAAAGAUCGUGCUAAACAAAUUCAAGAUCGAUGUCAGAAUAUCUUGAUUCAAUUACUUAAAGACGAGGACAAUAAAUACUGUGUUGAUUGUGACGCUAAGGGUCCCCGCUGGGCGUCAUGGAACCUUGGUAUAUUCCUCUGUAUUCGUUGCGCUGGUAUACACAGAAACCUUGGGGUCCACAUCUCCAAGGUAAAGAGUGUCAAUUUGGAUUCAUGGACAGCUGAACAAGUGGUAUACCUUCAACAGAUGGGCAACUCUAGAGCUCGUGCUGUCUAUGAAGCCAAUCUGCCCGACUCGUUCCGAAGACCUCAAAAUGACACUUCAUUAGAAGCCUUCAUUCGCGCCAAAUACGAGCAGAAGAAAUACAUAGCGAAGGAAUGGGUUCCUCCAACUAUGCCGAAAGUGAACUGGGAUAAAGAAAUAGACGAAGAAUUAGAAAAACAGAAACGUAAGAAAAGAGCUACAACAUCCGGCCUGGGACCGUUACCGGCUCCGUCAGCUGAUAAGAAAUAUAAUAAAUCUGAUGUGAUUCCAAGUUUACCGAAACCAAAAUCGUCAGUCAGUCCCAAAUUGGGCAGAAAUACGCCAACCAACCAAGUAGAGACGAAGACGUCUGAUGCGUCCGCUGAUCUUUUAGGCUUAGAUACAAAACAAGAAACAAAACCUACGAAUAAUGAUGACAUAUUCUCAAGUUUCUUCUCAGCACCUCAGGAAAAACCCGCUGAAACCAAACCGGCGGAAGUCAAGCCAGAUCUUAAGACUGAAGAGGAAAAUUUCUUCAAACAACCAGUUCCAACGGAAAAAGAGAAAUCAAAACUCACUAAAGACAGUAUACUUGCUCUGUAUAGCCAAACACCAGCGAAUACAUUAGCGAAUCAAUUCAACCAAGUGCAACCCCAACCUGGUAAUACUCUAGCCAACCAAUUUAACCCAGUCCCGUCUCAACCUGGCCUGGCAAUGGCCAAUCAGUUCGCAGUACCACCACAACAAUCUAAUAAUCUAACCAAUCAAUUCAAUCCUGUCCAACCACAAACCGGUAAUCUAGGUAAUCAAUUCAACCCCGUCCAAUCCCAGAGCGGGGCAUUCGGGUUCGGUCAAGUCUACCAACCACCACCACAAACAGCAUUCAACAACAUGAGUAUCCCUAAUGGCAUGCAAUCUUUCAACCAAUUUCCAUCAAUGGCAAAUCAAUUCCAGCCGUUCCAGAAUCAAAUGUCCCAACCCUUACCCCAGCAGGCGUUUCCACAGAACCAGCAAUUCUUCAAUGCACAACAGCCACCGUUAUCUCAACAGUUCAGCGGACUGAAUCUAGGCCAAGGUUUCAAUGCAUUCCCACAGAAUCCUAAUGUUGCAAGCAAUAUAUGGCAAUAA
Messenger RNA from Danaus chrysippus (African queen), 1389 nucleotides. The record is from the annotation of a GenBank genome assembly. Lineage: Eukaryota; Metazoa; Arthropoda; Insecta; Lepidoptera; Nymphalidae.